GAACGCUGGGAAGAGACGAAACAAGUUGAGAUAACUUUAACGAAAAUCCAGCGGGUGGGUCUGAGGAUAGUUUUCGUUGGGUGACGAAGUCGACGUUUCAUAGCUCCUAAGUGUUAUUGUGGAAAAUGGCUAAGAAGACUUAUGAUUUGUUAUUUAAACUCCUUUUAAUAGGUGAUUCUGGUGUUGGAAAGACAUGUAUACUCUUCAGAUUUUCAGAUGACGCUUUCAAUACCACCUUUAUAUCCACAAUAGGUAUUGACUUCAAAAUCAAAACCAUUGAGUUGAGAGGGAAGAAAAUAAAAUUACAAAUAUGGGAUACAGCAGGGCAAGAGAGAUUUCACACAAUCACCACAUCAUACUACAGAGGGGCUAUGGGAAUUAUGUUGGUUUAUGACAUAACGAAUUCCAAAUCAUUUGACAAUAUAGCCAAAUGGUUAAGAAAUAUAGAUGAGCAUGCAAAUGAAGAUGUAGAAAAGAUGAUACUUGGGAACAAAUGUGACAUGGAGGACAAGAGAGUUAUUCCAAAGGAGAAAGGAGAAGCGAUUGCUAGAGAACAUGGUAUUCGAUUUUUGGAAACUUCUGCAAAGGCCAACAUUAACAUUGAACAAGCUUUCUUAGAACUUGCUGAAGCUAUACUGAACAAGACACCAGGAAGAGACCCACAGGAAAACCCAGAAAGUGUAGUUCGCCCUGACAGGAGGAAUGAUCGAGGUGCAGCCCGACAAUGCUGUGCGUAGAGUUGAUGAGGAUUAAUAGUGCUAUGUAAAGGAGAAAAUGAAGCCUUAUAAUAGGACACCUGCAUAAGAUCCUGGUAGAUGGCUCCUAUGCUGGUUUUCUCAUCCAGAGGCACUCUUAACAGACUCCUCCUACUU
Molecule: messenger RNA, 872 nt
Organism: Macrobrachium nipponense
Lineage: Eukaryota; Metazoa; Arthropoda; Malacostraca; Decapoda; Palaemonidae
Gene: Rab10
Product: ras-related protein Rab-10-like
Exons: 6
Coding region: 126-737 (203 amino acids)
Biological process (GO): cellular response to insulin stimulus
Cellular component (GO): insulin-responsive compartment; Golgi apparatus; recycling endosome
Molecular function (GO): GTPase activity; GTP binding
Source: RefSeq, a predicted model, not a curated record